UCGCGUGCUGACUGUUGCAUGCAACGGAGGUGUUUGAGCAGUGUGUGAUACCGAUUUUUACUUAUUCUGUUUUUUUUCAAAACAAAAAUAUAACGUAAUAUAUACGUUUAAUACCUUUUAUAAAUAUUUGUCUGUUGUUAUUGGUUAAAUAAACAAUCAAUUACGGUGGCGUUAACCCGUUCCAACGGGGCGGCCAAAUAAUUCUUCCCUCUUCACGGAAGGAAGUAACUUAAUAUUUAAAAAAAAAAAUAAACAUCUGUAGAUUGUAGGUUAAAUUGUUUUAUAAUAACAAAUGCAGAAAGUUUUCAAUUAAGAUGAGCAACCUGCUAAAUUUCGCUCUGCGCCAGAGCGUCAAUUCCGUAAAGCGGCUUAGUCUUCAGAGUUUCAGGCUGACAGUGCCGGCUAUUGUUACCAAGACGCCGGUUGGUUCCGCGAUGAAGAGGUUCUCCUCCCAAACUACCGCCCCCUUCGAUGUGAGCACCACCGUACCCAAGGAUAUAAUACUCUUCAAGUAUGAGAACCCGCGAUUCUACACGAUGCUGAACUUUUUCGGGAUCUGCCAGUUUGUUUUCUGGACCUAUCUCUCACAUUUCGCCUUUACGACGCUCAAAGAUGCCCCGGUGGUGGAGAAACCAGGGGAGGAUCUAAAGUGGUUCCAACGCAUAAAUCUGGGGGAUAAUAAGUACAGAAACGGCAUCACAGCCUGCAGUUUCCUGAUAGGAUAUGGAAUUCUGUUUGCUGUCUGGAUGUUUACCCUGCGCUCGGUGCGUUUUCUCAUCUUGAGGAAGGGAGGCCAGAGCGUUUCCUUUGUGACCUACGGACCUUUUAACCGGAAUCGUAUUAUGACAGUGCCUUUGAAGUGCAUAUCCGCCGAGGAGUCCCGAAACAUGGCCCGGGUGCAGCUACCCAUCAAGGUCAAGGGCAAGACACUGUACUACGUUUUGGAUAUGCGCGGCGAGUUCCGGAAUCCCCAAUUGUUCGACUAUACGGCGGGUUUGAAGCGCCGCAUUUAAACGCCUUAGUUAUGUUAUUUUGUAACUUAUUAUUUGUAAAUAAAGAUGUACACUAAUUAAAAUAAA
This is a messenger RNA of Drosophila biarmipes, 1079 nucleotides long. Its product is annotated as transmembrane protein 223. The transcript is spliced from 3 exons. Gene Ontology annotation, biological process: nervous system development. Gene Ontology annotation, cellular component: mitochondrion. The record is from RefSeq and is a predicted model, not a curated record. Lineage: Eukaryota; Metazoa; Arthropoda; Insecta; Diptera; Drosophilidae. The coding region runs from base 315 to 1013 and encodes 232 amino acids.